UCACAAUUAAUCUCCGAACGUGAGCCUGUUGUCCUGCAGAACGCUAUUUCAGUGAGUACAUUCGUUCUCCUGUCUGUCCUGCCUGCAGCAGUCUGUCCUCUUCAUCAUGGCCUCUGGAGCUUUGUUCCCCAGCAUGGUGUCUGGGUCCCGCGGCUCCUCCAGCAAGUACCUGGUGGAGUUUCGGGCCGGUAAGAUGACCAUGAAGGCCAGCACGGUGACCCCUGAUAAGCGCAAAGGACAGGUCUACAUCCAGCAGACCGACGACUCCCUCAUCCACUUCUGCUGGAAGGAUCGGACGACCGGGAAUGUGGAUGAUGACUUGAUCAUCUUCCCUGAUGACUGUGAGUUUAAACGGGUGAACCAGUGCACCACCGGACGUGUGUAUGUUCUGAAGUUUAAAGCUGGCUCCAAAAGACUCUUCUUCUGGAUGCAGGAGCCGAAGACCGACAAGGAUGAGGAGCACUGCCGUAAAGUGAACGAGUACCUCAACAACCCUCCGAUGCCCGGUGCUCUUGGUAGCGGCGGCAGCGGCGGACACGACCUGUCUGCUCUGGGAGGGGAGGGUGGUCUGCAAAGCCUUCUGGGUAACAUGAGCCACAACCAGCUGAUGCAGCUGAUUGGACCAACUGGACUGGGAGGGAUCGGUGGUCUCGGGGCUCUGGCUGGUCCAGGGUUGGCCAACCUCCUGGGCAGCAGCAGCAGCAGCAGCGUUCCUGCAGCCAGUAACUCCACCACAAGUCCGUCCACAGCCGUCACCCCGACCUCCACCUCUACUGCCAGUCGGCUCGGCUCCACCCAGGUGCCCACCACCCCCAUCACUCCCUCCGCCACCUCAGUGGCCUCCCCCACAGCCACCACCCCCUCCACCCCUGCUGUGUCCUCCACCGCGUCUGCAGCGGCGGGGGCGGCCAACCCCACACAGCCCAUCCAGCUGCGAGACCUGCAGAGCAUCCUGGCCACCAUGAAUGUGCCCGCCAGCGGACAGGGAGUGGAUCUUGCCAGCGUCCUGACUCCUGAGAUCAUGGCGCCCAUCCUGGUCAACCCUGAGGUGCAGCAGAGGUUGAUGCCGUACCUGCCGUCCGGAGAGUCCCUGCCUCAGAGCACAGAGGAGCUCCACAACACGCUCAGCUCGCCUCAGUUUCAGCAGGCGAUGAGCAUGUUCAGCAGCGCUCUGGCGUCGGGGCAGUUAGGGCCUCUGAUGAACCAGUUUGGUUUGCCUGCUGAGGCCGUGGACGCCGCCAACAAAGGAGACGUCGAGGCUUUUGCCAAAGCCAUGGAGACGGAGACAAAGUCUGACGAGGACGGAGAGUCCAAAGACAAGAAAGACGAUGAUGAAGACAUGAGUCUGGACUAAAGACUCUCAUUGUUUAUUAUUUAAGGUAUUUAUUUAGUUGCUUCGGCUGUUUUGUAACUAUUGAACAUUAAGGAUAAGAUUAUGGUUAAUAUAGUAGAAACUCUCACUAAGACUCUGCUCCCUCGCUGAUUGUGCCGUGUUCAUCCUCCAAUAGUGUGUAAAACUCAUAAUCUGAUUGAACAUGUAUUCUACCUGCAUGUCAGCUGCAACUCUGAGCUGUCCUAACACAAGGGAACAGUAAAAUAAUGAAACGCC
This is a messenger RNA of Centropristis striata (black sea bass), 1609 nucleotides long. Its product is annotated as proteasomal ubiquitin receptor ADRM1-like. Gene Ontology annotation, molecular function: proteasome binding; ubiquitin binding; endopeptidase activator activity. Gene Ontology annotation, biological process: ubiquitin-dependent protein catabolic process. Bases 107 to 1354 code for a protein of 415 amino acids. Gene Ontology annotation, cellular component: nucleus; proteasome regulatory particle, lid subcomplex; cytoplasm. The transcript is spliced from 10 exons. The record is from RefSeq and is a predicted model, not a curated record. NCBI's taxonomy places the organism in Eukaryota, Metazoa, Chordata, Actinopteri, Perciformes, Serranidae.